UGCUCAGUCUCCGGGCUCCGCUCGGCAGGCGAGAGGCUUCCUCGGCUCUGGGCUCCGGCCGGUGGGCGCCUCGGCUCGGCUUUCACAGGCGCAGGCUGGGCAGAGCGGCCCCUGAGGCCAAGCGACAAGCGCCCCACGGUCCCCGAUCCGGCCCCUGGGAGAGCCGCGCCGUUCCGGAACCCGGGAGCCCCCAACUUCGCGCCAAGUUCGGAGCCGCCUUCUGAAGGAGACAUGAAAAAGAUGAGCAGGAAUGUUUUGCUACAAAUGGAGGAGGAGGACGACGACGACGAUGGGGAUAUCGGUGAUGUUCCUGCCUCCAGGAGGCCUUUUCUGACUCCUCACACUCACCUCCCAUCCAGCCUGGUGUUGGAAAACCUUGGACAGACAAUUAUCCCCGAUUUGGGAUCACUGGAAAGUCAGAAUGAUUUUCGAACCCCGGAGUUUGAAGAAUUUAAUGGAAAAUCUGACUCCCUCUUUUUUAAUGAUGGUCAGCGAAGAAUUGACUUUGUUCUAGUGUAUGAGGAUGAAAGUAGAAAAGAGACCAGUAAAAAGGGUACAAAUGAAAAACAAAGGAGGAAAAGACAAGCAUACGAAUCUAACCUUAUCUGUCAUGGCCUGCAGUUAGAAGCAACAAGAUCAGUUUUGGAUGACAAGCUUGUAUUUGUAAAAGUACAUGCACCGUGGGAGGUGUUAUGUACUUAUGCUGAGAUAAUGCAUAUCAAAUUGCCUCUGAAACCCAAUGAUCUGAAAAACCGGUCCUCGGCCUUUGGUACACUCAACUGGUUUACCAAAGUCCUCAGUGUAGAUGAAAGCAUCAUCAAGCCAGAGCAAGAGUUUUUCACUGCCCCAUUUGAGAAGAACCGGAUGAAUGAUUUUUACAUUGUUGAUAGAGAUGCUUUCUUCAAUCCAGCCACCAGAAGCCGCAUUGUUUACUUCAUCCUCUCUCGAGUCAAGUAUCAACUGAUAAACAAUGUUAGCAAGUUUGGGAUCAACAGACUUGUAAACUCUGGGAUCUACAAAGCAGCUUUCCCACUCCAUGAUUGCAAAUUCCGCCGUCAGUCAGAGGAUCCCAGCUGCCCUAAUGAACGGUACCUUCUGUACAGAGAAUGGGCUCAUCCUCGAAGCAUAUACAAAAAGCAGCCCUUGGAUCUUAUCAGGUGUGCCAGCCAGACUCAAAAUUCCCUGGGGCACAGCAAUGAGCUGAUAACCAAAAUUUUCAAGCCCAAGCAUGUCGCGUGCUCCGAAUAUUGGAUUUUAUCAUGCUCCCUUAAAUUGAUUAAAUUUUUUAAAAUUAAGUUUUAUUUCUCUCUUUUUAGCAAAGAAGUUUGUCAUCCUGAUAUUGGCGGCAAGAUCAUAAUGUGUCCUCAGUGUGAUAGGCUUUGUCCAUUCUGGAAACUCAAUAUUACUUGCGAGUCCUCAAAGAAAUUGUGCAUCUUUGACAGUUUUGGAACCCUCGUCUUUGCAGUAUUUAUGGGAGUAUGGGUUACCUUGUUUUUGGAGUUUUGGAAGCGACGCCAGGCAGAACUUGAGUAUGAAUGGGAUACUGUUGAGUUACAGCAGGAAGAACAAGCCCGACCAGAAUAUGAAGCACGAUGUACUCACGUAGUGAUAAAUGAGAUUACUCAGGAAGAAGAACGUAUUCCCUUUACUGCCUGGGGAAAAUGUAUACGGAUAACCCUCUGUGCAAGUGCUGUCUUUUUCUGGAUCCUAUUGAUCAUCGCUUCAGUUAUUGGGAUAAUUGUCUAUAGGCUCUCAGUGUUCAUUGUAUUUUCUGCAAAACUUCCCAAGAACAUUAAUGGAACAGACCCAAUCCAGAAGUACCUGACUCCACAGACAGCCACGUCCAUCACGGCCUCCAUCAUCAGCUUUAUAAUUAUCAUGAUUCUGAACACUAUAUAUGAAAAAGUGGCAAUUAUGAUUACUAACUUCGAACUCCCAAGGACCCAGACUGAUUAUGAGAACAGCCUCACCAUGAAGAUGUUCUUAUUCCAGUUUGUCAACUACUACUCUUCAUGCUUCUACAUAGCAUUCUUUAAGGGCAAAUUUGUAGGCUAUCCAGGAGACCCAGUUUAUUGGUUGGGAAAAUACAGAAAUGAAGAGUGUGACCCAGGUGGCUGUCUUCUUGAACUGACAACUCAGCUGACAAUAAUCAUGGGAGGAAAAGCAAUCUGGAAUAACAUACAAGAAGUAUUAUUGCCCUGGAUCAUGAAUCUAAUUGGGCGAUUUCACAGAGUUUCUAGAUCAGAAAAGAUAACCCCACGAUGGGAACAGGACUACCAUCUACAGCCUAUGGGCAAACUGGGAUUAUUUUAUGAAUAUCUUGAAAUGAUUAUUCAGUUUGGGUUCGUCACCUUAUUUGUGGCCUCUUUUCCACUGGCCCCUCUGUUGGCUCUCGUGAACAAUAUAUUGGAAAUAAGAGUGGACGCAUGGAAACUGACCACCCAGUUUAGACGCCUGGUACCAGAGAAAGCCCAGGACAUUGGAGCAUGGCAGCCCAUCAUGCAAGGAAUAGCAAUUCUGGCUGUGGUGACCAAUGCCAUGAUCAUUGCUUUCACAUCGGACAUGAUCCCCCGCCUAGUGUACUACUGGUCCUUCUCCGUCCCUCCCUAUGGGGACCACACUUCCUACACCAUGGAAGGGUACAUCAACAACACUCUCUCCAUCUUCAAAGUUGCAGACUUCAAAAACAAAAGCAAGGGAAACCCAUACUCUGAGCUGGGUAACCACACCACAUGCAGGUAUCGUGAUUUCCGAUACCCACCUGGACACCCCCAGGAGUAUAAACACAACAUCUACUAUUGGCAUGUGAUUGCAGCCAAGCUGGCUUUCAUCAUUGUCAUGGAGCACAUCAUCUACUCUGUGAAAUUUUUCAUUUCAUAUGCAAUUCCCGAUGUAUCAAAACGCACGAAGAGCAAGAUCCAGAGAGAAAAAUACCUAACCCAAAAGCUUCUUCAUGAGAAUCACCUCAAAGAUAUGACGAAAAAUAUGGGGGUGAUAGCUGAACGGAUGAUAGAAGCAGUAGAUAACAAUUUACGACCAAAAUUAGAAUAAGAGCUUUAUGUUCUGAGAAGCACUUUAAGGAAUUUAGCUCUGUCAAAAUAUAUUAGGAAUCACUAAUGAGAAUGUUUAAGUUAAAUCACUUUGGCAAAUACGAGUCUUAACUAUUGCCAUUUCCACCUGUAUUAUUUUUCAGUUUCAGCUAGCGAUGCAGAAACUGGAAAAUGUAAAACUUAGAUCAUGAAGGGCAUAAAACUUAUCACCUGGAAAACCUAAAUGUUACCUUUUUCUGAUAAAUUGGAAUUUUACAGAAAAAGUCCCUUAGUAUGCUUAAAAACCACCCCUUCUAAAGUAGAAUGGAUUCUUUUUUUUCUAUUUGAUUACUUAGAUUUCUGUCUAUUCUCGGGCGCAUGAUCUCCUUUAUUUUCAGGCCAUGUUUUAUUUCUUCACUUUGCUAGAACUAUUCCAGGGUCAUCUUUUCCUUGCAGUACCAUCAUUAUAGAUUUAAUAGCUUUCCUGUGAUUAAAAAUAGCUAACUAGACUCAAGGAUUCACAAUAGUUAGGUGUAUUAUCAAUACCUCCAGAAAGGAAACCUCAGUUAAUCAGAGGAAAUAGUUUCAGUCUUCAUUUGAACAUGUCUUUCCAUCUCAAAAAAAUACUUGUAGUACGUUGGAAUGAAGAUAGCAAGGUUUUGAAGCGUAUUUGUCCUAAUGCACAGUGACACUUUUUAUCUUCCAGGAGCCCUUCUAGGAGGUCCCGUGCCUAAUCAAUGUUGACUGCUUUGCAGAUCUCAAGGGAAUAAAAUGACAAAAGUAGGGAAAGUUACAGAUUCAAACAGCAUUUUAACUCAUGUUGAUCUGCAUAAUUAAUUUAUCUUUUCUAAAGAUGUGUAGUUUCUUGGAAAACAGUGAUAUCACAUGAUUAAAAUUACAUUUUUAUCAACGUAAUUGUCUGGAAAAGAUAAGCCCAUCAAUUUUCUACCAGUUGACUUUUAUUCAUUAGAUACAGAAGGUGCAGUAUUACACAUCACCAGCUGCCUUUGCGAAUGGCUCACUACACAGCCAUUGGGGCAUGACUGUGUGCAUGGGCAGAAACAGCAAGUGCCCUCAUUGUGGUCACUGGGUAGGGAGUGCCUUUUGUCAAGGAGUCUGUAGGACUUGGCUUAUUUCUAUAUGCCAAAGUGAUCAACACACCAAAGUCUCUGCCAUAAAGAAUGUGGCUUCCUUGCAUCCUCCAUCCUGUUAUUCCGGGCCCAGUAAUUUGAUGUAACUGUCCGAUUGUACUAGAGACAGGAAUAUACCAAGAUUAUUCAUCAUCAAGUAAAGAGACUCUAGAUUAGAUCUGAUUUUUUGGCCUCCUCUAGAGUCAAUCAGGCAGUUAAGAGUAAUAAAGGAAAAUGGUUUGGUCACAAACCCUACCAUUAUCUGGAGAUUACUUCCUGCUGCACUCCUGUCCUGCCAUGCACGUCUUGCCCCCUCACUUUUGUUCAGCCUAGCAGUCUACUUCACGUUAUUGCCUUGUAAGUGUCGGGCCUCCUGGGCACUCUGGAAAAGACAGGGAGCCAGGCCCUCUCACCCCUACUGGUAACAGGUCAGUGCUGGAUGCAGGAGAGGGAGGUGAUUUGCAUCAUGGUCAUGCUGCAUGGGCCUCACUGGGAUGCUGUUAAAUGCCAGAGGAGCCAACCUAUCAGAAUCCUAGCAGCAACGGGAAACUCAGAUUUUAGAGGCUUUUUACAAAAAAGCAGCUUAACUCUAGGUCCUGAUUUCAAAUACCUGCCAUGAAUGAUUUUUAAGUAUUUAUGUAGGAUCCAUCAAAGCAGUAUUCUCGGCUUUUGAAUUGUCUUAAUGGAUCAGGAACACCAUUUCACUGUCUCUCUUGAUCAUGUUAAUGAUGUAGUCAGAGUUUCAAAACAGGCCACAUGAGGUCUGACUGCACAGAGAUGGAGAAAUGAAUUUCUUCCCACUGAAGGAAACUCUUUCUCAUUCGCAGCCAAGAUGGGAGUGCCACUGUUCCUCUCUUCACUUCUGAGAUACUGCUUCUAGAAGCGGGUGUCACUUCCUCUCUAUUACCUCUUCUCUGAAGUGUGUGGCUAUCUCCUUGUGUUUAAAUUUGGCAGUUACUCGCCAUGUAUGUCAGCAUAGAAAAGGAAAUGUUUUUACCUUAUCUCCUGUAUGUAUGAUAGAACUUAAAAGAAAUGUGCAUUUGUUUUCAUAGCCCCAGCAGAGAAAAUCCUCUUCAUAGAUUACAUGCGCUGCUGUGGACAGGAGGGAACAAAACCCUCUACAUAUUUAAAGGCACCAAAUGUAAUAUCUGACACUGUUAAGAUGCCCAAAAGAGCAAAGUUGUAGUGGAGAUGCAGGGUCGUUUCCCCAUGCCAUCCACAGUGUUAGUGAGUCCAGGGCUGACUUGCAGUGAUGAAGAAAAGCAGGGAGCUGUGUCUGCAGACAAUGGUGGCUGCAUCUGUAAGUGGCUUCAGAGGCAACAGCCCUGGGGAAAUUGAUGGGUGUGGCAGUGGACCUGUGAAGAGGGAGAAUCUGGCCCUCAGCCUGUCCAGUGUUAACCACUAGAGAAACUGAGCUUUAUAUCCUUUUGUAUUGCCUGUGAAUUUUAGCAUAUUGACAUUAGACCAAAUACUCAGGGGAUUUUUCAUUAAACAUCCCUCAGAUAAUUUAGCUGUGUGUCAUUAGAAAAGGAAAGCUAUCAUUUUUAUUUUAAAAAUAAACAAGGCCAUCUUGUAAACUGUCACCAAAGUCUUCCCUUUUUUAUUGCAUGUGUGUCUUGAAUUUCAUAAAA
Molecule: messenger RNA, 5790 nt
Organism: Cercocebus atys (sooty mangabey)
Lineage: Eukaryota; Metazoa; Chordata; Mammalia; Primates; Cercopithecidae
Gene: ANO6
Product: anoctamin 6
Exons: 21
Coding region: 232-3051 (939 amino acids)
Biological process (GO): chloride transmembrane transport; calcium activated phosphatidylserine scrambling; calcium activated phosphatidylcholine scrambling
Cellular component (GO): plasma membrane
Molecular function (GO): protein dimerization activity; chloride channel activity
Source: RefSeq, a predicted model, not a curated record